Silurus meridionalis is the source of this 1025-nucleotide messenger RNA. RefSeq names its product mediator complex subunit 19a (gene med19a). The transcript is spliced from 6 exons. Gene Ontology annotation, molecular function: transcription coregulator activity; transcription factor binding. NCBI's taxonomy places the organism in Eukaryota, Metazoa, Chordata, Actinopteri, Siluriformes, Siluridae. The coding region runs from base 137 to 865 and encodes 242 amino acids. The record is from RefSeq and is a predicted model, not a curated record. Gene Ontology annotation, cellular component: mediator complex. Gene Ontology annotation, biological process: positive regulation of transcription by RNA polymerase II.
AUUGAUAUAUUACGGUUAUUACGGCAACGCCUGUAUUGCUAAGCACCGGAACAGUAUUUAAUAACAUGCACCGGAUUUAACGUUAAAUUUAGGUUUUAUUUAUUGCUUUAAAGUAGACUUUAUAUUUUUCUAAGUCAUGACAGAAAUAUUUUCAACUCUUUUCGGCCAAAGCGACUCUCAGCCACCCCCAAACUCCGCGUCUCUAGGUUUCGGACAGGGAAAGCCGCCUCAGCCGCAGAGCGCAGCCCCGGUGCCGCCCCAGGUCUCAGGACAGCUCGGGGAUGAGGGGCCUACAGCGCGGAAACCGGGAGUCAUCAACGAGCCGUUCUAUUUACUGCGAGAGCUGCCUGUUGGAAACGAUUUGACGGGAAACACAAACCUGAUCACACACUACAACCUGGAACAUGCGUACAAUAAGUUCUGCGGUAAGAAGGUGAAGGAGAAACUCAGCAACUUCCUACCUGAAUUACCAGGUAUGAUAGACACUCCUGGCGUUCAGGACGGCAGUUCAUUGCGCUCCCUCAUAGAGAAACCUCCGGUGUGUGGGAACUCCUUCAGCCCGCUGACAGGAGCGUUGCUUACUGGCUUCCGACUACACACUGGCCCGCUUCCAGAGCAGUACAGACUGAUGCACAUUCAACCUCCGAAGAAGAAAAGCAAACAUAAACACAGACAUCAUCGACCUCAGGAUCCCAUUCCACCAGAAGCCCCAUCAGACUCUGACCCCAAGAAGAAGAAGAAAAAGAGAGAUGACGACCCAGAGCGCAAAAAGAAAAAGAAGGACAAAAAGAAGAAAAAGAAUCGUCACAGUCCUGAUCACCCUGGAAUCACUGGCUCUCAGCCAAACAGCAAUAGUCUGAGAUAGACACUGUAUUUUUUGUGUGUGUGUGUGUGUGUGUGUGUGUGCCAACAGUAUGAUUGUGCUUUUUGUAGCUGUUGACACUGAUUACAAAUCAGUUCCCUUUUCAGUAUUUUUUUUUUUUCCCUUCAUUAUUUGAUGACUUGAAUAAAUUUUUGGUACUUUA